GUCUAUGGAAAAAUUUCUCUGAAGGCGAACGACAAUUUUCCCCAUUUUCCACCUACGACGCAAUGUAUUGGCAUUUUUUGUCCUGCUAUCGGCCAGAUUGCAGCUUUUAAAAACCCCUCGACCAUUUAUGUCGUGCAACAGUCACCGAGUGCCAUUCAGUGCGAAUUUAUGCACUUUUCCUCUGUGCGGAAAAUGUGGCAAUUUGUGCUGCUUCUUAUGGUGUUUUCUCCCUUCUGCAGAGGUGAACCCGACAAUAGCACUUCUGCAGAUUUGGAAUAUCUUAAGUUAAUUGAUCCUUCCUAUGGUGUAACAUGGAUGUUCCUUCCGGAUGGGAAUAAUACCAUGCAGAUAGCGUAUCUCUCCGAAGAACCACGAAAUUCUACGAGAAUGAGUCUCUACGAUGUUAAGGACAAAGUGACCUUUCACCUAUACAACAGGAAAUAUCAACAAGACGGCGUAAAGAUCAGAAAAACACGAAGCCUGAGAUCGAGCAGAAAACGCGAAGCAUCCUCAGAUGUCUUUGAUCCUGAUCUAGAGACAAAAUUCCUAAUUCACGGCUGGAAAUCAAAUAAAUUAACUGACACAAUUCAGUCCAUCAAAGACAAUUACCUGAAGGUCGACGAUAUGAACGUUAUCGCCGUGGACUGGAGUGAAUUGGCCGCGAAUAUUUUCUACUUCACGCCUGUCGCCCAGACACGUGAAGUCGGUGAAGCCAUUGCCGAAAUGAUCGAUCACCUGGUGAAAACAAGGAAUGCAUCUGUUGGGAAGAUGCACAUCAUCGGACACAGCCUUGGGGCUCACUGUGCUGGAUUUGCAGGAAGUAAAUUAGGAGGACGAGUAGGUAGAAUAUCUGGACUUGAUCCCGCCAAUCCAGGUUUUGAGGGAACUCCUCCAAGUGAAAGACUCGAUGCCACUGAUGCACAAUUUGUAGAUGUGAUCCAUACGUCAUCCGGAACCGCUGGGAUUUCUAUGAGAUGUGGUCACGUUGAUUUCUAUCCAAAUGGAGGAGCCCGUCAGCCCAAUUGCAACUUCUUCCCAAUUGAUCUUUUAGAGGCUUGCAGUCAUGGAAGAUCUCACGAGUACUUUGCAGAGUCUAUUUUCACUGAUCAAUUCAUUAGCUACAAAUGUAGAUCUUGGGCGGGGUAUAAAGCCAAUCGAUGUGGUAAGGAUACAAUAUCAAUGGGAGAACCUGUCUCAAGGAAAGCUCGAGGAGUUUACUAUUUAGAGACCAACGGACGCAAACCUUAUGCCAAAGGAAGACGACAGUUUGGGAAAGUAUUUCUAAUUUUUGCUCCAAUAUACCUGAUGCUCCUUCGAAUUUCUGAGGGACUUCCGGAAAACUCCACGGAUCCGGCAAUAGACACAAUUGACGUAGGGAAUGCGACUGUUAAGGAUAUUAGGGAUCUUGUGAGGUUGUUCUUUUAUCGGAAGAAUCAUCCACAAUUCAUAAAUUCAGCAUCCUUCGCGCCAAAUGGAAGAGAAGUGGCACAGAUUAAAGUAACUGAUCAGUUUGAUAGUAAUCUCGACACCAAGUUCAUCAUUCAUGGUUGGCUGAACAACAAAAACUCCCUGCAAUUUCAGCAGCUCAAAGAAGCAUACCACGCUUCGGCAGAUUACAAUAUUUUCAUUGUUGAUUGGUCACAAAUCUCUGAAGAUAUCAACUAUAUGCGAGUAGCUAAUCUCACAAGGGUCGUUGGGAUGUACGUGGCCGAGAAGAUUCAAGAACUAAUAGAUGAUGGUCAUGCAAAUGCGUCUAGGAUUCACGUCAUUGGGCACAGUUUAGGAGCUCAUAUUGCAGGAUUUGCCGGAGCACAAAUUAAAUCCCCGCAGCUGUAUCGUAUAACCGGAUUGGAUCCAGCCUUGCCCAAUUUCCAACGAUUCCGGGAUCCUGAUCUUCGACUCGAUCCAUCAGAUGCUGCCUUUGUGGAUAUCAUUCACACUUCCGGAGGGACUUUGGGGAAUUAUGCGCCAAUUGGAGUGGCUGAUUUUUAUGUCAAUGGAGGAACUCCUCCUCAGCCAGGAUGUGGAGGGAUUUCUGAACUGGCUAGUAUUUGCAGCCAUGGAAGAGCUGUGGAGUAUUUUCUCGAGUCAGUUCACUCGAGAUUGGGAUUCUGGGGUCUUGCUUGUCCUUCCUGGUUUGCCUACAAAGCCGGUGACUGCAGGGGGGAUUUUGUGGAGAUGGGAGAGAGAGCUAGUCCACAUAAAAGUGGAUCAUUCUACUUGGGAACCAACUAUCAAAGUCCCUUUGCGAUGGGCAAGAAAAUUUUCUUUGAGCAGGAACCUUUCUGGCGUUCUACCCUCAAUUCUAUCAUUCACCAAUCUUCAACAUAAAAUUCAGGAUGUUAUUUUUCUCUAAUACUUUUAUUUAAAAUUAAAAAUUACUGUGAUGGUCAAAAA
This is a messenger RNA of Phlebotomus papatasi, 2397 nucleotides long. RefSeq lists its product as uncharacterized. Gene Ontology annotation, molecular function: lipase activity. Gene Ontology annotation, biological process: lipid metabolic process. The record is from RefSeq and is a predicted model, not a curated record. The transcript is spliced from 9 exons. Bases 169 to 2331 code for a protein of 720 amino acids. NCBI's taxonomy places the organism in Eukaryota, Metazoa, Arthropoda, Insecta, Diptera, Psychodidae.